CACAGCCUUUGUUGUAUUAUCCUCGGCCUUUUCAUGAUCACCCCCUUUUAAAUCUUUCCCUACGCCCGCCCAACGUUCAUCAACAGCACUCUCGGCUUCACCCUCGGCACGAAUAACAUUGGCCUGGCGCUCCUGCUCGGCCCGCUCAACGAUGAAGCGCGCCCUCUCGGCAUCCUGCUGCGCAAUCUGCUUCUGCUCGACGGCCUUGGUGAACUCCUUGCCGAACGUCAUGUGAGUGAUGGACACAUCCUCGAGAGCAAUGUUGAACUCGCGGGCACGCUUCAUAAGGUCGGUCCGGAUCCGGUUGGAGACAGCCUCACGCUGGGUGAUGAGCUCGGCGGCAUCGAACUGGGCAACGAUAGACUUGAGGACUUCGUUACCGAUGGAGGGGAGCACACGCUCAUCGUAAUCUUGGCCGAGUUGCUACAUGAAAAACCGUCAGCGUCUAGCCCAACAAGUACUCUGAUAUAUAUGUGCAAAGACGAACCUGGUAGAUCUUGGGGAGAGCCUGAACAUCGGGCCUGUGGAGUACUCUGAGCGUCAAGCUGACCAUUUGCAAAUCCUUGGAGCCGGUGGUGGUGCCUAUGAUGCGAGGCUUUGUCCGUACAUCGAAGAUGAUGGCCUUUUGCAGCCAGGGAAUGAGGAAAUGUGUGCCUUCGCUAACGACCUGCUCCUUUACACCGGACAUCCUGUCGAAAAUAACAGCUCUGGUACCGCCCUUGACAUCGUAGAGGGCCGACUGGAGAAAGCUUGCGCCGACCACUGCGGGGAGCGCAGCCGCAUAAAUGAAACCGAGACCUCUGGCGGCCAUUGUGUGUAGAGAGGCGCUGUUGACCUCGACUGUGUCGGUGGGAUUCCUUUGCGAUGGUGAUGGCGAUGGGAAUGGAUGGAGCUCUUCUGAAGUGGGGACAUGAAGCUCUGGGGGCAGCCCACUUUCCAAAUGUUCGUCGUUGAGAGGUGGCCCGGGCGCAUCCGGGGGGUCGGCACGGGCGAGCUUUUUUCAGGUUACGUACCGCAACUUGGCGCUAAGCCGCUUUGGGGAUUGCUUCUCGGCUUCUGUCGACUGAUUUCAACUUCAAGCUGCCGCGUGCUAUUCCGAACUUCGCUUGCGUCGACUACGAUUUCGAUUGAUUCCCGCCCACGCGCCCGUCUCGAUACACCCUCAAUUCAAAAUGCAGCCUACACAGGUCCGUCUCGGCGGUGGCAGCAAUGCCCCCAUCGGCCGCCACAACAACUUCCUCGGUAACUGGGGUAACUUUGGUGGCAUGAAGCAGAAGGGCAUUGUCUCUUACGGUAUCGCCCCUAACCGCCAAAAGCCCCUCGCCGGUGCUUUCCACGACGCCAUCUUCAACACCUGGAGACGGUUCAGCACCCAGGUCGUCUACUGGGCCCCUCCUAUGAUUGCCGGAUACUACAUCAUGAACUGGGCUAUCGAGCGGAAUGAGUACCUCAACUCGAAGGCUGGCCGUGCUGAGUUCGCCUCUGAGGAGGAGUAAAUCAGAUUAGAUGAGAUGAAGAAGUGGGCCAGGGGAGAGUGUGUGAUAGAAUAGAGGAACCUGUAUAUCAACUAACCCGGUGGUCAUGAAUUGGAGUCGAGGGUAGAACUCACUUUUGGUUUCGAGAUGACAUUCCUUUGCGUUCUGUACCAAGGAAUUCAGUGCACUGUCAGUUUUAAAUCACCGCAUUGAGAGCGUCGAGGCCCGGGUUCUUUCAGCUACAUGGCUGACAAGUGGCUGUUACUUCCUUUCCGUCAACAUCUCCACGAACAAGCCUG
Podospora pseudopauciseta is the source of this 1774-nucleotide messenger RNA. RefSeq names its product Cytochrome b-c1 complex subunit 8, mitochondrial (gene QCR8). The transcript is spliced from 5 exons. Bases 1173 to 1496 code for a protein of 107 amino acids. The record is from RefSeq and is a predicted model, not a curated record. Lineage: Eukaryota; Fungi; Ascomycota; Sordariomycetes; Sordariales; Podosporaceae. Gene Ontology annotation, biological process: mitochondrial electron transport, ubiquinol to cytochrome c.